Messenger RNA from Populus nigra (black poplar), 2733 nucleotides. RefSeq names its product ubiquitin carboxyl-terminal hydrolase 25-like. The record is from RefSeq and is a predicted model, not a curated record. The transcript is spliced from 9 exons. Lineage: Eukaryota; Viridiplantae; Streptophyta; Magnoliopsida; Malpighiales; Salicaceae. Gene Ontology annotation, biological process: protein deubiquitination. Gene Ontology annotation, cellular component: nucleus; cytosol. The coding region runs from base 404 to 2374 and encodes 656 amino acids. Gene Ontology annotation, molecular function: cysteine-type deubiquitinase activity; cysteine-type endopeptidase activity.
AAAAUAUCAAAAACAAAGGGAGGGGUAAACCCUCGAAAACCAGAGAGAGAGAGAGAGAGAGAGAGAGAGAGAGAGAGAGAGAGAAGCCUUUUUUCGGGUUUGGUGAUCGUGGCCUGCUGCCUCGGCAGCUUCUUCCUCCUUUAAAAAAUGCCUCAAUUUUUAAUUCCAACCCUUCCCCUCCUAGUCAAUAAUCCCUAAUUCUUUCUUUCUUUGGCCUACCCUAAAAAUAUAAAGAAAGAAAAGCAAAAACAAAAUAACUACGAUUCGUCUCGUCUCGACUCGAUUCGUUUCGAUGCGAUUCGCCUUCUCACGGCGGCUCUGGUGGUGGUUGACGAUAAGAAUCGACAUCGUUUCAAAUGAAGAGGAAGAAACAACAUCAUCGAUUUCGUUUUGCUAUUAAUGAAUGGGCGGGUUUCAGCUGCAAAAAUUGCAAAUGAGUUGGCAACCGAGUUUGCUUAGUCAAAAACGAAAAAAUGGUCCUCCUUUAGGGUUAAAGAAUCUCGGCAACUCUUGUUAUCUAAAUAGCGUCCUUCAGUGCCUCACUUACACUCCUCCUCUUGCUAAUUUCUGCCUGCGCCUCCAGCACUCCUCUCUCUGUGAUUCCGUUGCUAACGGAGAUAGAAAGAGAGACUGCCCGUUUUGUAUUCUCGAAAAACGGAUAGUCCGUUCACUCAGUUUGGAUCUCACGCUUGACGCGCCAGCUAAGAUUCAAAGCUGUUUGAAGAUUUUUGCUGAGCAUUUUCGCUGUGGACGACAGGAAGAUGCUCACGAAUUUUUGCGGUAUGUGAUUGAUGCGUGCCAUAAUACGUGUUUGCGUUUGAAGAAACUCAGAAGGAAAGGGAUUGAGAACGGUGGUGGUGGUGUGAGUGUGGUUAAGGAGAUAUUUGGAGGCGCAUUGCAAAGUCAAGUGAAGUGCUUGUGUUGUAAUUAUGAGUCGAAUAAAGUUGAUGAUAUUAUGGAUAUCAGUUUAGAUGUUCUGAAUAGUUAUUCGGUAAGAGAUGCAAUGCAAAAGUUUUUUCAGCCAGAGGUUUUGGAUGGGAAUAACAAAUACAAAUGCGAAAAAUGUCAGAAACUAGUGGCAGCUAGGAAGCAAAUGUCAAUACUUCAAGCGCCAAAUGUUCUUGUUAUCCAACUGAAGAGAUUUGAGGGCAUAUUUGGAGCGAAGAUUGAUAAGGCCAUUGCAUUUGAAGAAGUUUUGGUUCUUUCAAGCUUCAUGAGCAAAACAAGCCAGGACCCACAACCCGAGUAUAAUCUUUUUGGUACCAUUGUGCACUCUGGAUACUCCCCGGAAUCUGGACACUAUUAUGCAUAUAUAAAGGAUGCAAUGGGUCGGUGGUAUUGCUGCAAUGAUUCAUAUGUGACACUCUCUACCCUGCAGGAGGUCUUGUCAGAGAAGGUCUAUGUUCUCUUCUUUUCUCGUACUAACCAAAGGCCAGCAUCCUCUGCCUCCUCUUUUGCUUCCUAUGGAGUAAAAUCACGCGAAUCAAAUGGAUGUGUGGAAUUUAAAAGUUCAAAGGGUGCUGUUCCUCUGAAAUCAUUGCCUACAAAACCACAAGUUGAACAAUCUUCAAAAAAGGAUAUUUCAGCCAUGUCUAGGAUUGAUAGAGUGCCUUCAAGCCCACUGGUAAAGUCUAGCAUUUGUGGGAACUCUGGAUCCAAAAGUACCCAUCUAUCCGUUAAUGGAAAAGUUGAUCAUCUGAAGGGUCAAAACAAGGGAAUGAAUGGGAAUGUGAAAGAGACAGUUCAUGUGGAGAAACGUGGCAAAGAUGUGUCAACAGUAACAAGCAGUAAUGGUUUUGAAAAGCAUACAAAUGUUGAUGCUGUAGAAGGUGAAAACUGUCAUGCAUUUGCAGCAGCAAGUGAAAAUGGUCAUUCUCAAAAUGCUGCUUUUAAUUCUGUAAAGCCCCUUGUCUGUGACAGUAAUGGUACAACAAGUAAGGUGACAACAAGAAGAGUACAUGAUAACCUUGAAUUGCAAAAUGGCAGUAUGGAGUGUUGUGCUGACAUUUCAGGUUUGAAGAGAAAGCUAAAGGAGGACACCUCCAUUUUGCUUGCGCAGGAUUCUCAAUCUCUAGCCAAAAUUGAAGAAUUUAAAGAAGCCCUCAAGCAACAAGCAUCUUUGAUUUUGGGAUCAUGCGGUUUUUUUGAUAAGGUUUAUGAUUUUAUGCGUGCGAGAAAGAGGUUGUGUGUUCAUGAAGCAGGAAACAAACGAAGUGGUACUGAAUUAAAGAAGUUGUUGAUUGCAGAUGCCAAGAGAACCUUUAUUUCCCAAAUACCUGAGUCAUUGAAAGAGGACCUUGUCAAACGCCUCCAGUCAUUUAGUCAAGAGAAACGGCAUUUGUCAGCAGUUUUGGGGAACUCAACUGUCUCUUGAUUUUGUAGCUGGAGGAGCUUGGUGUAUAAUCUGUAUCACUAAUUGAUGUAUUGACAUAGAUGCCUGUUCUUGAGAUCAUAGCUGGGUAUCUGUUGUGGCCUGUAUCUUUGAGCAAUUGCUUGCAGUGACAAGAGGUCAUUAUCUUGUCUUUUUUAUUCUUAAUUGCGGCAAUAUGUAUAUACUGGUAGAUGCACCAUUGUUGGUGCUGAGAAAGGCUGGGUUCAAAAUCUUGCCAGAAAUUUUCUUCCUUGAGGCUGUAAAGUUGAUUUUUGGCCGAGAACGAGUCAGAAAUCCUAUAGAUUUUGUACCAUACCUUUUUUGACUAUAUUUUAGCAUAAAAUCCUCAUUUUAUGGGCGCA